AUGGCCCCUAACCCUGGGGAUGUGAAAAUGUCACCUCUUGCUAUAUCUUUGCAAGGUGUCGAUCAAAGACGACACUCCCCUAGCGAAACCUACACGUCUGUUUUCGCAAUUUUCAGAGUGCCCAAAUUUGACUUUAAUUUAACCUCCAGCACACCAAAUGGUUCUUACCUUCAAUUUAUCUGUGUGGGUAUAGAUAACAGUCCUGCGCUCAUGCAAUGCGGUAUUUUAAACGGCAUUAGACGAAGUGAAGGCCAGGAUAUCAUUGAGAGAACGGCCUGGUAUGAGUGGCUUCCGCAACCGUUAGUUCGGAUUGAUCACCGUCUGUUUGAUUUCAAAGCUGGACACACGAUAAUGGCAUUCGUCAAUAUGGCAAACCCAACUACCACAACCUGUUACCUUAAGAACAUCAAUACCAACCAGACCUAUACAAAGACUUAUCAACCUGAAAACUCUACUCAUGCACUGCAAGGGUAUCAAGCCGAAUGGAUUGUGGAACAACAAAUUACACCGGGGUUUCCAACACCUCACUACGAAAAUGUUACAUUCUGGAACACAAGAGCAGGUGUUAAUUAUGGAGGAUUGCAAUACACGCUCGAUGGUGGCAACCCUUCGGAGCUUCAAACCCCGCCAGCUGGGGUGGAAAUUGAGAAUUCAACCACAUUUCACGUUUAUUGGAUGGAGAAUAAGAAUGGUUGA
Messenger RNA from Glarea lozoyensis ATCC 20868, 696 nucleotides. RefSeq names its product Concanavalin A-like lectins/glucanase. Gene Ontology annotation, molecular function: glutamic-type endopeptidase activity. The record is from RefSeq and is a predicted model, not a curated record. The transcript is spliced from 2 exons. Bases 1 to 696 code for a protein of 231 amino acids. Gene Ontology annotation, biological process: proteolysis. NCBI's taxonomy places the organism in Eukaryota, Fungi, Ascomycota, Leotiomycetes, Helotiales, Helotiaceae.